Amoebophrya sp. A25 is the source of this 797-nucleotide messenger RNA. The record is from the annotation of a GenBank genome assembly. NCBI's taxonomy places the organism in Eukaryota, Dinophyceae, Syndiniales, Amoebophryaceae.
GGGAAAUUUACUAAGACAGAGGAUAAUCCUGGACCCGGGACUUAUAACUUUUAUGAGAAUUUGAUCACCCUUAGGAGGUACUACAACAACAACAUCAACAACAACACCACCACGAAGCUAACGCCAGCCGCCUGCUGCCUCAGAGACUUGACUGAAGUCCUCUCUACAUUCUAACUCCUUCGAAAUACUGGUCUUGAAAAGUCCUAGGCUUAUCUUAUUAUGAGAAUUUGAUCAUGCUAGAUGAAAGAAGACCUUGAGAAGAUUGAGUAUAGUAACUUGUAUGUCUCAUUUAGAAGAUGAACUUCAUUGUUGGUAAUGAUCAAUAAAGCUUCGCGUUAUUAGGGACACCCACGAACCCUAAACCCUCACAACUUCAACAUUCAUCAGAGAAAUUCGUAGAACUCGUAAGAGAUUCAGGGAAGUCGUAGGUCCAAUCCGACCCGACGGACUAGCAUCAUCAUCGGCAUCAUUAGGGACCCGCACGGUUAUAACGAUCAGGAUUCCACUGCUAAAACAAGCAGGACCUCCACGCAGUUGGCUCAAACCAACGAAGUAAGAUUCCAAGACAAGCCGGUGAGCGACAGAGACAAGGCGGCCUUGUGGUAUGUAGUAAGACCGCGCCGAGUGUGCCUGAUCAGGCAGUCCAGACGGAAGAAAUCAUGCGCGAAAAACUUCAGAUGGAAGGUGGAGAUUUUGUUGGGAGUAAGAAGUAUGGCGAUCAUGGGGUUUUUGGAAAACUAAGCAGGUACUUAUGUACGCAAGUGUGUGGCCAAGCGGACGAAGAACUACUGCAGUGA